This is a messenger RNA of Syngnathus acus (greater pipefish), 3720 nucleotides long. RefSeq names its product SPARC (osteonectin), cwcv and kazal like domains proteoglycan 3 (gene spock3). Bases 135 to 1304 code for a protein of 389 amino acids. Lineage: Eukaryota; Metazoa; Chordata; Actinopteri; Syngnathiformes; Syngnathidae. Gene Ontology annotation, molecular function: protein binding; calcium ion binding. The transcript is spliced from 12 exons. The record is from RefSeq and is a predicted model, not a curated record.
CUGUGUCCUGCGCGUGCACGACACGCUGCGCACACUGCAUGUGUAGAGAGAGAGAGGGGGAGAGCGAGCUGAUAUCAAGUGGUGACGGCGAGCAGCAGAGAGCACAUAUAGUUUAGACGAGCGGAUGCGACAAGAUGCUGAGCGUCGCCUUGCUGUGCGUGUGCGCCGUCACCCUCGGACGCGUCUCGUCUCGUUCUGACAGUGGCAAUUUUUUGGACGAUAAGUGGCUCACUGGAAGAUGGGAUAAAUUCAGAGAUGAAGUAGAGGAGCCGGGAACAUGGACGCCCUCCAAGCCCUUUGAUCAAGGCCUUGAUCCCGCCAAAGACCCGUGUCUGAAGAUCAAAUGUGGCCGCCACAAGGUGUGUGUGGCUGAGGACUACAAAACAGCCACUUGUGUCAGCCAGAGGAGGGCUAGCUUUAAAGAUGCCAGUGUGUACCAGAGUCCUGGUUCCAAGUGCAAACCUUGCCCCGUGAUCCACCCUUCCCCUGUUUGUGGAACCGAUGGUCACACCUACUCCACCAAGUGCAAGUUAGACUACCAGGCAUGCAUCACUGGCAAGAAGAUGACUAUCAAGUGCCCUGGCAUGUGUCCUUGCCCCACUCAGCCUGAAGAGAGCUCCACAGAGCGGAAAGUGUGCAGCGAGUCUGAACUCAAAGAGGCGGUGGGUCGACUGAGAGACUGGUUUAGAGUGCUACAUGACAAUGGCAACCAGAACAGAAAGAUCCAGAAGAACAAAUUUGAGGUUGGGGCAUUACCUGUAUGCAAAGAUCCUCUCGGAUGGAUGUUCUCUCGCCUCGACACAAACUUUGACCUCCAACUGGACCAAUCAGAGAUCAAGAGCCUCUACGUGGACAGGAAUGAGCCUUGCUCCGACGUCUUCUUCAAGUCUUGCGAUACACGCUCUGAUAAAGUUAUUUCCAGCUCUGAGUGGUGUACCUGUUUCCAGAGGUACACAGACUCCCCUUGUAAAGCUGAGCUGUCAUCCAUCGGCAAGAAGCAAGUGGGAAAAAAGCUACUCGGCCAGUAUCUGCCCUCCUGCGACGAGGACGGAUACUACCGCUCGCACCAGUGCCACAGCAGCAGCGGUCAGUGUUGGUGUGUGGAUCGCUAUGGCAACGAGCUGGCCGGCUCGCGCACCCAUGGCCCGGCUGACUGCGGUGUGAUUUUAGAGUCUUCUGGAGAUCUCGGUAGCGGGGACUCAAUGAUCACCGAAGACGAUGAAGAUUCCUUUGUCCUCAACGAGCAGGCUGGAAUGGAUGAUGAGGACGACGACGAUGACGACGACGAUGAAUAUUUGUCGUAAUUUUAUUGUAUUCUUUUUUUUUAAGAAAAGAAAAAAGAGAAACUGUUUGUUUGGUCAAACUGCACGUUUCUAGGCAACCCCCCCAGGCAGAUAUUUCAUUGUACUAACAGCCUAAGGACUAAUCUGUGUAUUCUUUGUUUUUACCUAUAUAGCAAAAAAAAGAUGUUUCAUUUUUCUUUUCAUUUUACGCCCUACUGUUAGCUAAUGGCAUUUGUCGCCUCGGGUGCCGUUGGCAACAAAAAUAGCCAAUCCUGUGCUUUGGAUGUGGUCACAUGUGCAAAAAGCUCCCCUUUCAUUGGACACGCGUGUCCUCUAGUGUGUCCUGUCCUUGUACACCACUCAAGAGUGUUGAUGCCUGAGGCGCGCUAUUUAAGAGAUUUCCCUCUUCAUCUUCUUUAUCCCUCGCUCUCCUGCUCCUUAUCUAAUGUUCCUGUGUAUAGGUGGGAUGUCGAUGAUGUAGAUAAGAGAAUAUUGCGCUCUUGAGGUUUCUUUUCAUCUCCAUUCGUAACUGUGACUGUGGAAAAACGAGCAGGGUUAAACACGCUGUAAGCGUUGAGACAAAAAAUGGAGUUGGAAACCUAUAUUUAAAAAAACAGAAAAAAACAAAUCAUCUCAAAAGGCUCAGCUCCCGAUUAGUGCUUAGAGGGAGGGAAAAAAGCCAGAGGCGUCGAGGGUGAAAAUGAUGAUGUAUUUUUCUAAUCCAUUGUUGGAUGAUUACAGAGGAUUUGUUGUAGCAUGUUCAAACGCUGCGUGACGUUGCAGCGGCCAACUUCAAAAUAGCGUGUACAGAUUGAAGCACGGCUAACAACAAAUCACAUAAAAGAUGUUUACUGAGUUUAGGAGGGAAAAAAAAAAAAACUGCUGUACAGUAAAUGUUAUGCGUUUUUCUUUUUGGGGGUCUUAUUCAAUUCGAAAAGAAGAAAUGUGUUGCACAGGAAAAGAGCCACACAGCCAUGCGGGGUGAUGAAAAGGUGAAGGUGUGCCUUUUUCUAGCAUGGACAGGUGAUAGACUGAACGUGGCUUAAGAUGAUCUGAUCGGGAAAUUACGUGAGAGGGACUUUACUGUCUGGCAUUUCUCAUACUGUAGCUCCUGUUCUCCUUUCUUUCGUAGGAUCGCUACAAUGUAGAGAAGCACACAAGCUAUUUAGGGGCUAAAGAUGUUUAAUUCCGCUGGAUUUAAACAUUUUAUACAUUAGUACACUGACGAGGGAAGAUGGAAAAAAAAAAAAAGAGAUUGGAGAUUAAUUUAUAAGAUAUAAGAAUCUUUGCUCACAUGUGCAGCCAAACCUCGUGGAGUCACUGACAAAGAGAUGGACAAACUAUGUUUUUAUUUUUUUCCAGUUUAACUUGCUUGACACUUGUAGGAGAAAUUGACAGUAAUAAGCACAUUUUAAAAAGUCAAACUCAAAUGCCAUAUUAGUUGUGUGUCUUUGCAGUAUCAUCUCAGAGCAAAAUACCCGGUCAAGUUACCGCCACAGGGCCUCACAAAUCAAUUCUGCUGGAAAGUGGUGCUCAUGGGCAGAACUAAAUGUGUAAGCAAGAAGUUUUGAGAAUUGUGUCUAUAAGAAGAAAAUGCCUGUAAAUCUGAGUCUGUUUUGUUCAACAGUUGUAUUUUACAGAAGAAUUGUAUUCAAGCAUCAGAGAACGCAAUUAGAACAGUCUUUGAAUAGAAAUAUACUGUCUUUCUAUUGGAUGAUUUUAUUGAACUCCAAGGUUUUAUUGAAGUGAAUAUCUGUUACAAGCUUCAUAGAAAAUAGUAGACAUAGCAAAAUGUGAUAAAUCGCAGUUCUAGACAAUUGUGCGAUUAUAUAUAUAUAUAUAUAUAUUGUAUAUAUAUAUAUAUAUACUAUAUAUAUAUAUAUAUAUAUCAUAUGAUGACGCCACUGUUCUCAAUUAUUAUGUUUUUAUUCUAUGUAAACAUUCAUCGUCUCCCACAUCCCACGUUUAAAUGUGCGCUCAAGAUGACGACAUGAGCUAAAAAUUGUAUCUCUAGAAGUAUGACAUUCUUUUUCUUCUCAUAGAACCUAUUAUUGAUUUUUAUUUGAAAUUUAUGGUAUAAUAUCAUAAACAAGUGUAGGGUGCCCAGUGGGACACAUUGUGGUCUAGAUCAUUAAACUGUUUAUUUUUCAAGUAGGUCUUGAUAUUUCUAAACGUGUGCCAUCUGUGACCCUAAUAGUUUUUGGUUUGGCUCUCUUAACAUGGAAUUCCACUUCAAAUCAAGAAAUUCUGAUAAAUAAUUCUACUUGCAAACUUGACUGGCUUAGAGUAGACACUGUAGCUAUUCUUAACACUGUCUUGGUUAGCGUCUAAAGCUUCUGGCCAUACAGAUGCAUUUAUUUUUUUGUUUUUCUUUUCUUUCAUUUUUUUUUUACAGUGUACCUAUGAUUUGCUGAAAUAAAAAGCUAUAUUGACCAUU